UACUUUUCCACUUCUAAUUUUACUUGUUUGACUUUGAAUUCAAUGAUAAGUUUAUGUGUAUGUAUGUUAUUUGCUUAGUGUUACUUCUUCUGGUUGUGAUUGCUAUGGUUAAUUUCUGUAUUGUAUAAUAAGAUAUUAUGAAUGAAACCCGAUUCCGAUUCCAAUUAGCUAAGGUAAUACUUUUCCUCUUCAGCUUCAAUUUCAACUUUAGUUCAAUAAAACUUUUUUCUGUGCGUGUACAUGUAUUAUUUGCUUUUGUCAUUCUUUCAUAGAUAUAGAUAAAUAUUUAAUUUGGAACUGUUCUUUGCACCUAUUGAUCAUAACACAAUGCAUUAGAUUGUUUGUGUGAAAUUCAAUGUAUAAGUGAAUGGGUCUUCUUAAAUUUUGAUUUCAUUAGAUUCCAUGUUUGAAAAGUUUCUGAUUUUUUUUGUAAUUGAAGUGAUUUGCCUUAGGUGAUGCUCUCUAUUUUGUAUCGUGAAUUUCUUAACAUUGAAAACUUAAUCGAAUUAUGAAGUCCUUAUGAAUUGAGGCAAUUGUGUUUUAGUUCUUUUUGGGUGGUGGGGGGAUGCCAAUUGUGUGUGAAGUCCUUAUGAAUGGAGGCAGUUAUAUACUGUCAAUACAUCUGUAUUAUUUAUAAAUGUCCCUUAUUGUGUCACUGAUCAGAUCUCCAUGUUUGGAGUGUUUCAUGGGGUUUAAACACAGUGAUAUAAAAAAACUGAGCAGUAUACAAAACCCAUUUGAUCGUGAAAUGAUCAUCUGGAGAAGUCCUUGGAAGGAACUUGCUGAAACAUAUAUGCAAUUUUAAUGCUUAAAUAGUUGGACGAUUCUAUUCCUUAAAUUUAGGAUUUAAAUUAUGGCUGUGAAAUGCCAUUGCCAUAGUCUCUUUCCUAUUAUUAUUGUUUAUGCUAAGAUUAAAAUGGUUGGAACUUGGAGAGCUAAAUUAAACAAGUUCCAUCUUGAACCGGCUUCUAUUAUCUGCUGUGUAUGGAACAUUGUCAAUUAUCUUGAACCAUGUGUAAUAGUGUUAAUUGAAAUUAUGGUAUUUUAUAAAAUCUUUGAAUUAUUGUUAGGGCUGCAAGAACUUGGGGGUGCGGUUGAUCUAUGAUCAUAUCUUGCAAUUUGGCCUUCUUAUAUCGUGUGUUUAGAGUUGUCAUUAACAUGUUGAUCUCAUAAGUAAACAAACUAGAUAUAAUAAUGUGUCAUAUUUUGGAUUAUAAACUCGAUACUAUGUAAACUUUUAAAAUUUAAAAUUUUAAUCAAUAUUUGGAUUAUACUAUUAUGUGUUAAAGAGCUUUUAUUUUUGUUUAAAUUAUUAAUUCUUGAAAAAUUAUUAUCAAAUUUGCAAUUAUUUGUUGUAACAAGUAUAUAUAUAGGAAUGAUAAAAGAGAUAUCGUGUCGGGUCGGGUCAAUGCUGAGUUGAGCUCGACGCGGUCUGAUUGACAUUCCUAUAUAAUUAUAUUUUGCUCUUUAUAAUUAUUUAUUAUUGUUAAUUUUUUUUAGAAAAUUAUAUGAAAAAUAAUAAAUAAAAAUUAUUUUGAACAUUUAAAAAGAAAAAAAAUAUUAAAUUAUUAAUAUAUUUUUUUAAAAAAUAAUCAUUAUUGUAAAAAAAAAAAUUGUCACAAUCCAUUCCUAUGUCAACCAAACAAAGUAAUCUUCAUAUUCCUAGGCAUCAUCAUAAUAUUACUGCACAUAACCAAACAUACUAAUGUUGCUUUCCUAGGUUUAUAAUUUCCUUCAUUACUCUCCCAGCAAUGUUAAACCUAUUCCCAUGAAAUGAAACCUACAUACCAAACGAAAGUUCAGCAGUAAGGAACAGGAUGAAGAGGUAGGAGACAGGGGCGGCUAGGGCUUCACCAAGUUAAGAUGUUAAUAUUCCAGGCAAAUAAAACACACAGUUUUGAGGGAUGUUAACUUUCCCUCAGUGUAAAGACAAGGGUAACCCACGGUAAACUUAAAACUCCACUCAAAAAAAUUAAAAAUGCAUACCAAACAUAGGUUAGACUUAGUGAUCCCAUUCCCGAGUAAGGAAAACUGUGUACCAAAAAUAAUUUGGGCUUUACACACAUAUUUGGGCCUACUACUUUCUUCCCCAACCCCUAACAGCCAACCCUAACCCAGUUUGAUUGACUCUCUCUCCCACACGCAACCAUUCUCAAGCUCCGGUGGACCAUUCAGGCAAACACUACUCUGCUCCGGAGUCUCAAUUCUACCUUUCUACAAGUGGUAGUAGCAAAGAUGUGGAGACUCAUACCCAAAAAGUUGUACUGGCUUCCAGCCAGAAGCGCCACGCCCAACCCUACAGCUGAUGCUCGCACAAGCAUUAAGUAUUGCAGUAUGCAAACCCAGAGCUCGGUUAAAGAAAUUUGCAACAUUCUCACGCAGAAGAACUGGAAGUUCCUUAUGGACUCAUCAUACACACCCAAUAAGCUAAACCCAGAACUAAUUCGCUCCGUUAUUCGCCAUAAUAGGUUGGUUGAGCCGAAACGCCUCCUUGACUUUUUUAUAUGGUCCGAAACCAAAGUGGGUACUUCACAGGAUUUGGAGGUGUUGUCUUUUCUUGCCAUUUCCCUUAGCAACUCAGGUUUUUAUUUGCCUUCCUGUGAUAUUAUCGAUCGUAUGAUUAAGCAAUGGAAGUCCCCUUUUGAUAUUUUGAGCUGUGUUGCUAGGUGUUUUAGAGAAUGUGUUGGCUCUAGACCUGUCAUUUUUGAUAUGUUGGUUGAUAGGUAUAUGAAAUUGGGUUUGUUUGAUGAAGCUGUGGAUGUGUUUUUGGGUUUGAAAAGUGUUGAGUUCUUGCCUAGUUUGCUUUCAUGCAAUUUAUUGCUGAAAGAGUUAUUAAGGACUACCAAUAUGGGAUUGUUUUGGAAGGUCCAUGAUGGGAUGUUGAAGAUGAAGAUAUCCUCUGAUGUGUUUACUUAUUCUAAUGUUAUUGAGGCUCAUUUUAGGGCUGGCGAUGUUGAUGGGGCUAAAGGGGCCUUGUUGGAAAUGGAUGAAAAGGGUUGCAGCCCAAAUGUGGUUACAUACAACGUGAUGAUUAGCGGUUUAUGCAGAGCUGGGCUUGUUGGUGAAGCAGUUGAGAUGAAGAAGUCAAUGGCUGAAAAGGGUUUAGUUCCUGACAAGUAUACUUAUGUAACCCUUAUUAAUGGAUAUUGCAGGAAAAGGAAACUGGCAGAUGCAAGUAAGUUGUUAAGUGAAAUGGUUAAUGCAGGAUUGAAGCCUGAUGAAAUUGCCUACAAUCCUCUAAUUGAUGGGUUUAUGAAAAGUGGUAAUGUGGAAGAGGCUUAUAGGAUUAAAGAUGAAAUGGUUAAGCAUGAUAUAAGGUUAGGUCUUGUCAAUUAUAACACUAUUCUGAAUGGAGUUUGUAAGGCCGGCUUGAUGUCCAAGGCUAGAGAUAUUGUUGAUGAGAUGAUUAGAAUGGGUAGCAGACCAGAUUCUAGAACUUAUACCUCGUUGAUUGAGGGCUAUCUCCGGGAACGUGAUACUGUCAAUGCUUUCAAAAUAUUUGAUGAGAUGAAGAAGAGAAACUUGGCACCUACAAUUGUAACAUACGGAAUAUUAAUUAAUGGGUUAUGUCGUGGUCGAAAUCUUGAUCAAGCUAAUGAUUUUCUAAAGGAAAUGGUUUCAUUUGGGUUGAAACCAAAUUCCGUUAUCUAUAAUACUCUUAUUUCAGCCCAAGCAAAGGCAGGUAAAUUUGAAGAAGCAAGAGAGAUUUUAGAUAAGAUGAAGGAACAAGGGAUUUCACCAGAUGUAUUUUGCUACAAUUCUUUAAUAAUGGGUUUGUGCAAAGAAAAUAAGUUGGAAGCAGCUAGGAUUUGCUGGGAUGAAAUGUUGGCAAGAGGAUUAAAGCCAAAUGCUUUUACUUUUGGAGCUUUUGUUAGGGCAUAUACUAAUGUUGGGGACAUGGAGAUGGCUGACAAGUAUUUUAAUGAGAUGCUAGCGUAUGGUCUGGUGUCUAAUGAUGAAGUUUACGGAGUCUUAAUUGAUGGACACUGCAAAAAGGGAAACUUAACUGAAGCUAACUUAGUACUUAUGCGUAUGCUAGCUCGUGGAAUUCUCCCAGUUGUACAAACAUAUGGGGUUCUUAUAAAUGGUCUAUCAAGGAAUGGCAAAGUGCUAGAAGCUCUAAGUAUCUUGUCAGAACUUUGUGAAAAAGGACUGAAUCCUGAUGUGUACAUAUACAACUCUCUCAUCACUGGGUUCUACAAACAAGGUGAUGUAGACAUGGCUAUGCGGCUUCUUGAUGAGAUGCACAUAAAGGGUGUAAAUCCUAACAUUAUGACGUACAAUGUUUUGAUUAAUGGAUUAUGCAAGGCAGGUGAUGUUGAAAAAGCGAAGAACCUAUUCAUUAGCAUUGAGGAAAAGGGAUUGAUCCCCAAUAGUGUGACAUACGCUACAAUGAUAGAUGGUUAUUGCAAAUCCGGAAAUGUGGCCGAUGCAUUCCAACUAUUUCAUGAGAUGCCAUCAAAGGGAGUCCCAGCAGAUAGUUAUGUUUACAAUGCUCUUCUUGAUGGAUGCUGCAAAGAAGGAAAAUUGGAGGAAGCACGAGAGCUUUUUCGAGAUAUGUUGCUUAAAGACUUUGCUUCUACAAUGUCUUUCAACUCAUUGAUUGAUGGACUCUGUAAAAGGAACAGACUUGAAGAAGCUAACCUUUUAUUGGAAGAAAUGUCUGAAAAACACAUCUUGCCUGACAAUGUAACAUAUACAACUCUGAUCAGCUAUUAUUGCAAUGCCCAAAACAUGCAGGAAGCAAAACAACUUUUCUUAAAGAUGCAAGCAAUGAAUCUUACCCCAACUAUUGUAACCCUUACAUCACUUCUAAAUGGUUACAACAUUAUAGGAGAUAGAUCUGAAAUUCUUUAUCUAUAUGAGGAGAUGCUAGCUAAUGGGAUUGAGCCUGACAAAGUAACCUAUUGUGUACUAAUUGAUGCUCAUUGUAAAGAAGGGGACAUAAAAGAAGCUUUAAGGCUGAAAGAUGAGAUGUUAAAGAAGGGUAUACCCAUGAGCUUUGGCACAUGUCAUGCUCUAAUACAAACCCUCUGUGAAGCAGAAGAGUUUUUACAAGCACUGAACUUCCUUAAUGAAAUUGGAGAAGCAGGGCUUAGUCUAAGUCUUUCUGCAUGUAGCAUGAUAGCUUCUGGUCUCCAAAGGGCUGGACAUAUGGAUAAAGCUGCAGAGGUAUUGGAGCACAUGAUAUCUUUUGGAUGGGUGAAGAACUCUGCAAGCCUAGCUGACUUAACUGCUGGCAAUGAAGAUAUUAUAAAUUCUGAGGACUCCAAUAAUCUCGUCAAGCAGAUUUAGUACUAUGUUUGCACAGAGAACCCCAGAUAGUAUAACUGCAUAGAAAAAGGUUUUCUACAUUUGCUGUCCUGCCUAAGUAUAUAGCUUUUGCAUUGCCAACAGCCACGUAAACUCUUUUAAAGUGCUUUAUGUAUUGACUUUGUUGGUACCUUAUAAUGGUUUGGCAUUUUUACUGUCAUUGUUUAUCUCUAUACAUGCAAUACGUUAUAAACUUGGUUUUCAAUUAUUGGGAAUCUUGUGGGUCGUGCUUCAGAAAUUGAUCCCAUUCAAUGAAGUGACAAGUGUACAAAGAUCAAAGACAUUAUCUUCCCUAAUGCAAUAGAAAUUUUUGUUGGAAGCAUAAAGGUAGUGCUUUUAUGUUAAUUUUUGUAUUGGCCCUGAUACAGCCUCUAUUUGUCAUGCUCUUUCAUUUUAGUGUCAGGUUUGAUGGUUUGCAUAAUUCUUUAAUUGACAGUAUUUCUCUGGUCAUUUCUCUUUCGUGAUGAAGCUUUCAAGCUUAUCAUUGAUGGGUGGUUGCAACAAAGUAAUGGCGCCAAACUAACUACAGAUCAGGAUUCAAUAUCUGUAGCCAGAAGCCAUGAGAAUGGAGUUGUGAUUGAGGAAGUCACUAGCAUUAUUCAGGCAGUUGAUGAAGUGGAUUCUAUCAACAGGAAGCUAGACAUCUCAAUUGCACAAGAUUUUUUUGGCUCCUUCCAUUGUUGAAGAUGUUGCUGCAAAUUGUGGAACAGGAUACACUAAUAGUUCCGGAAACUAAGUCUUCAUAUUCAACCACCAGUUCUAUAUGGAAGCAGAAGGAUUGUGAAGCCCCCAAGAUUGGAUAUGGCUGCCCCUGCACUUGCUGCUUUGAAGGAACCUAUAGUGAUAGCUGAAGUAGAUGCAGACAAGUUUAGUCGGCUUGCUACGAAAUUCGACAUUGAUGGAUUUCCUACUCUGAAGAUCUUUAUGCAUGGUGUCCCAAUGGACUACAAUGGACCUAGGAAAGAAGAUUUACUUGUUCGUUAUCUAAAGAAAUUUGUGGCACCUGAUGUUUCUAUACUUGAUUCAGACUCUGCUAUUAGUAACUUUGUUGAGGCAGCUAGAACUUACUUUCCCAUAUAUAUUGGGUUUGGCUUGAAUGAAUCUGUUAUAUCAGAUAUGGCUAAAAAGUAGAAGAAAAAAGCAUGGUUUUCUGUGGCAAAGGAUUUCUCAGAGAACAUGAUGGUCUUGCAUGAUUUUGAUAAAGUUCCAGCUUUGGUUGUCCGUCAUCCUAGUUACGAUGAACAAAGCGUCUUCUAUGGCCCUUUUGAUGGUUUGUUUUUCUAUAAUUGUUGUCCUCGUAAAUUUUCUUUUUGAAUUCAGUUGGUUCUAUGACUUUUCCCCCUACCAAUUUUGUUUUUCUUUCUACAUUCAGAAGAUGGAGUUAGUUUUAUAAUAUAAUUCUUUGGUUCAUACUUGUGCAUUUGGAGGCAUUGUUGAAUGCACUUCUUGCUUCAGAAGCCAUUCCCAUAUAUUUUUGAGAUCCUUUGAAAGGCAUUAGAAACAGAUAUCACAUUUAGCUAAUCAAAAGUUCAGAAUUGAUCACCGUUGGAUGCUUUGUUCUGUUUCACAUUAAGAAAUAACAGUACACAUUUACCUGAGAAUAUAAAAAAACACUGUUUUCUCAUUAGGUUGGUGUACUGUUUCCUAUUUAUUUUAUAUUUAAAAUUCAAAGUGUA
Messenger RNA from Cannabis sativa, 6989 nucleotides. RefSeq names its product pentatricopeptide repeat-containing protein At5g61990, mitochondrial. The record is from RefSeq and is a predicted model, not a curated record. Bases 2236 to 5295 code for a protein of 1019 amino acids. The transcript is spliced from 6 exons. Lineage: Eukaryota; Viridiplantae; Streptophyta; Magnoliopsida; Rosales; Cannabaceae. Gene Ontology annotation, molecular function: protein binding.